This is a messenger RNA of Miscanthus lutarioriparius, 942 nucleotides long. The record is from the annotation of a GenBank genome assembly. Lineage: Eukaryota; Viridiplantae; Streptophyta; Magnoliopsida; Poales; Poaceae.
AUGGCUGUGGGGUUCCGUCGGACGCUCACGAUGCUGGCGUCGUCCAAGUCGGUGGCGCCGUCGUUCCUUCUCGACUGCGCGCGGCCGAAGAAGCUGUCGUACGCGCGGGUGCGGUCCACCAGCCUCCCCGUGCGCCUUCACCCUCUCGCGGCGGCGCUGCACGACUCGGCGCGCGCGCUGCUGGCGUGGGCCGACGCGCCCGCGCAGACGGGGCCCGCGUGGGUCGCCGACGGCGCCGGGCGCGCGGGCCGCGUCCUGUCGGGGCUCGCGGACCUGCUGGACCACCCGCAGGCCCGCGACGCGCUGCGGCGGCACCCCUGGACGGAGCAGCUGCUGGACGACCUCCUCCUCCUGGCCGACCUCCACGGGUGCUUCCGCGAGUCGCUCGUGGCGCUCAAGCAGCUCCUCGCCGAGACGCACGCGGCGCUGCGCCGGCGCGACUACGGCGUCCGCCUCGCCGCCGCGCUGCGCGCGCAGCGGCGGUCGGCGCGGGAGGUGUCCCGCCUGGCGUCCUCCGCGCGGGACCUCUCCCACCGCGCGGCGCCCGACGACGAUUCCGACGAGGCCACGCUGGCAGACGCCUUUGCCGCCGCCACGGGCGCCGUGUCCGCCGCGUCGUCGGCUGUCUUCGCCGGCGUGUCGGCCGCCUCCGCCGAGUCGGCGGCCAGCGCCGCGCCGUCCCCGAGGACCCCGACGCCAUACUCCCCCGCGCGCACCCCGGGCAGCCCGAUGUGGCUGGUCACCGACCUGCUCCGGCGGCGGCGGACCGUGUCGUUCGAGGACUCGUGCAACGAGGAGGAGGAGGAGCGGAAGGCGGCCAUGGGCAGGGUGCGCGGGCUCGAGGAGUGCGUCGACGCCGCCGAGUCUGGCUGCGAGGAGGUGUACCGCGCGCUCGUCAACGCCAGAGUCUCCUUGCUCAACCUUCUCACGCCCACAUUCUGA